UCUUUUGUUGCUUAAUCGUUCCGAGUUUGCGGCGCAUGAUCUUUUAGCUUAGCAGCGCAAAUAUAUAUAUAUAUAUAUAUAUAGGGAGAGAGACAUAAGGAAGAGUGCAGCUGAGAAUAGUCUGCAUACAGACACAUAUAAAGAGGAGUUGGUGAAUGUGCAAAGGCAGGAAAGCAGAAUAAUCAAUAUUAUUCUCUUUCUUUGCCCAGAGAUCAGUGAAAGGAGCACAGGAGCACAGAAAGUGCAUUUAUUGCAAAAGAGUUGGAGGGGCGAUGGCCGAGCGUAUGAUGAGCCACGGACGUUUCCCGGAGGGGCACAGCGGGCUUCACGUCCGGCGGAUGAGUCUGAACCCUUACCCCCAGCACCAGCACGCCUACAGCGGCAUGAUGAGUGAGCACCCGGCCGCUACCUCCUUGCUGCAUUACCCUGGACCCAGCAACGUGAACACCUCCAGUGGGAGCAUGAGGCAUGCACUGGUCCCUGGCAGCAGACAAGGGGGUCCGGUUGGUCAUCUGAAUAGCAUGCCCCCCAGCAUCAGGUACACAUCUAGACAGCAACAGCAGCAGCAGCAGCAACAUCACUCACAUCCUCCCCAUCCCCAGUAUAUGGGACAAGCAGUGGCUGGGAGCAGCCCUGCAGCACAGCUUGCAGCGAGCAUGCAUUUACAAAAGCUGACCAACCAAUACUACGGCCACCAGCAGCAACACUACAGCAUGACGGACCUGCAUCCUGCUAGCGCCUUGGGUCACCACCAGCAGCAGCAGCAGCAGCAACAGUACAGGGAAGUAAAACAUCACAGCUCUUCAAUGACACCGAGUCACCACAUGUCUGCAGCAAUACUGCCCCCCAAUGCCAUAGACACUGACUUCAUCGAUGAAGAGGUCCUCAUGUCCUUGGUGAUUGAACUGGGUUUGGAUCGCAUCAAGGAACUGCCUGAACUGUGGCUGGGACAGAAUGAGUUCGAUUUCAUGACUGACUUUGUUUGUAAACAGCAAACUAGUCGGGUGAGCUGCUAAAAGUGUGAACUGAAAAAUGAUUCUUGAAAGAGAAAUGCAAAAAAAAAGGACUUCCAUCUACUGAACUCAAAAGAUUUAUUCUUUGCAACGUGUGAGAGAGAGUGAAUCUGAUGUUUUAGAUUUUAAAUAUCUGUUCAUCAACUGAGUGACUUUUUUUUGUUAAAUCAUGUUGUUUGAUAACUCAUUCACUGCACAUGUAACCACUCUCUACAUGUAAUUUUCCUUUUGACGUCUUUAAUGGCCUGUUAAAUGUUCCUUACAGAAAACUUAAAUCAACCACUUAGAAAACAGUGGAGCACCCCCAGUCAGAAAAUUUGAUCACACAACUUGGUUAUUUUUUGCAAAGCAGAUUUUAUUUUGAAAGAGAAAUGUAUGGGUAUGUUUCAAAUGUAUUGAAGCAAAAUUGUUGUGGGGAGAGAGAGCAAUCUGUAUAGUUUCCUCAAAAGCUUUGUGAAGACAGCUAAUGGAAUUAUAAUCACCAUUCUUUUCUGUUUUAACCCUACCAAGAUGUGCACAACAACAGUCUUUUAAAUUUCAUUGAUAUGUGGUAUGAUAAUGUAUGUAUCAGUUUGAUUCAGUUUGUUUUAAAAUAAUUUCAGUGAAGACACCCCCAGGCACUUUGGGUACUGUAACUUAAAACCAGUGACAAUAGUCUUGACACAAAAGAUAUAACAUUCCUUCAGCCUUGACUAGAUUUUCUUGACUGUGUCCCCUUCCCUCCUCUCCCCCUCCCACACCUUCUGACUCUCAAAUGUUAGGACAUUGCAGAGUGGAAUGUGUACACAUGUGUUUGUGUGCAUGUUUGUGUCUGUGUGCGAUUAAAACAUUUCUCAAAAGGUGGUUAAAUUUUCUUUUUUAAAAAAACACCUUGUUUGCUGUUUACUUACCACUUCAAUGUCGAUUUAUCGUUUACAUGAUAUUCUGUGUUGAAGCCAUUUUUUUUGAGGGGGAGGGAAGAGAAAAAAAAUGGACAGUAUUUUUUUACGAACUUAAAUAUUGCUGCAGAAAUGUGUGUUUUCUUAAUUUAUUAUUCAAUGCUUCAAUUAUUUUGAGAAGGUUAUAAUAAAGACCCUGGAGAUUACAGUAA
Messenger RNA from Hemiscyllium ocellatum (epaulette shark), 2103 nucleotides. RefSeq names its product Cbp/p300-interacting transactivator, with Glu/Asp-rich carboxy-terminal domain, 2 (gene cited2). The record is from RefSeq and is a predicted model, not a curated record. Bases 273 to 1016 code for a protein of 247 amino acids. NCBI's taxonomy places the organism in Eukaryota, Metazoa, Chordata, Chondrichthyes, Orectolobiformes, Hemiscylliidae. Gene Ontology annotation, biological process: regulation of DNA-templated transcription. Gene Ontology annotation, cellular component: nucleus. The transcript has 2 exons.